GAGAUGAGAGUGUGGGUAUGUAUUGUAGAGUCAAAAGAAACAGUUGAUUGUAUUAACUCUGCCAACGCGGUUUGUUUAUAGAUGAGAAGAAGAAGAAGAAGAAAAAGAUUGUUAUAUUUAUUAAAAGCCUUCUCAACUGUCCUCUUCAUCUCAUGUUUGACUCUCAAUUCUCAUCUCUAUAUAUUACUCUCUCGAUUCCUCACUUCUCACACCAAAAGUUCCCAACUCUCUCUAUCGCAAAGAUGACUUGUAAGUUUCUUCUUCUUGUGCUUCUUGGUGCUCUUGUUUGCACCACCAGUGCUAGAAAGCUUGUGAGCUCCUCAAAAGGCUCUUUUGAAGAUGAGAAAUCAUUCUUUCACCAUCCGAGGCAUGGCGGCGGUGGUGGUGGGUUAGGUGGCGGAGGAGGUGGUGCUUUUGGAGGAGGAGGCGGCGGUGGAUUGGGUGGAGGAGGUGGUGCCGGCGGAGGAGCUGGCUUUGGUGGGGGUGCUGGAGCAGGAGGUGGUGGUGGACUUGGAGGAGGAGGUGGUGGAGGGUUCGGCGGUGGCGGUGGUGGUGGUGGAGGACUAGGGGGUGGGUCUGGUUUUGGAGGAGGAGCUGGUGGUGGGUUUGGAAGUGGGGGUGGACUUGGUGGGGGAGCUGGCGGUGGAGGUGGUGGAGGUUUUGGUGGCGGAGGUGGUGGAGGACUUGGAGGAGGAGCUGGUGGGGGAUUUGGUGGAGGAGCUGGUGGUGGCAUUGGGGGUGGUGGAAUACCUUGAGGACAGGAUCAUCAGUCUCCAUGCUUUCUCUUUUAUUUAUAUUAAAGAAUGUAAGACAAUAAUAUGUAUUAACUGUUAUGUUAUGUUAGUGUUUUCUACGUUCGCUUGCUUUGCAGUCCAAAGAUUAGUUAUGAAAUGAGCUUUUAACAAUUACAA
Molecule: messenger RNA, 911 nt
Organism: Camellia sinensis
Lineage: Eukaryota; Viridiplantae; Streptophyta; Magnoliopsida; Ericales; Theaceae
Source: RefSeq, a predicted model, not a curated record